AUGUCAUCGAAAACAAGAUACUAUCUGGAACAGGCUCUUCCAGAGGUGGACGAUCUGGUACAGAAGGGUCUCUUUACCAAAAAUGAAGUUAGCAGCAUUAUGAAGAAAAGAACGGAUUUUGAGCACAGGCUGAACUCCAGAGGCUCUAGGAUAGCCGACUACGAAAAGUACAUUGAGUUCGAGUCCAAUGUCGACAAGCUACGUCGGAAGCGUAUCGAGCGUAUCCUUGAAGGCUCCAAGACAAGCAGCAUAUCAGAUUGGUCGAUCCAACAGCGCAUACAAUUUAUUUUCCAAAGAGGGUGCAACAAGUUCCCCAAAGAACUGAAAUUUUGGUCUCUGUAUCUCAAUUACCUAAAGACCAGAGGUCACAAGACCUCUUACCGCAGAAUCCACAGCGUUUACAACCAGUUACUCAAACUUCAUCCAACCAAUAUAGAUAUUUGGGUGAGUUGCGCCAAGUACGAAUACGAAGUGCAUGCCAAUUUUAAAAGUUGUAGAACUGUCUUUCAAAACGGUCUACGGUUCAAUCCAGAUUCCCCCGCGCUAUGGUACGAGUAUGUCAAAUUCGAGCUCAAUUUUAUUACCAAGUUAAUCAACAGACGUAAGGUCAUGGGCCUCAUCAACGAACGUGAACAAGAGCUAGAUAUGCAAGCUCAACAGCAAGAAGCUAAAGCACACGAAGGUAGCGAUACUGAAGACAAGGAAGACACCGAGGAUAUAGACUUCGCUGGCCCUUCGACUGGCGACUCCAUGAAGGACAAGUUGAAUGAACUUCCGGAAGCAGACAUGGAUAUGCUUGGGGACGAAGACACGAACCCAGCUUUACGUGGUGACAUUGCGCUUGCAAUUUUUGAUAUUGCUAUGGAAAAACUUGGACAAAGCUUCUUGAAUAAACAUAGAGGGUACUAUGCGGUCGCAAACUCGGAGCCAGAUCACGAGCUCAUUUUAUCACAGGUGAACUAUUUGUUCAACGUUUCCUUGAGCUACAUUGCUCUAUUUUAUGAUUUUACCGAUCUACAGGGAGAUUACCUUACAAAUCAUAUUGUUCAAUACUGGAGAAAUAGCGCGCAUAAUGUCAACCUCGAAAAGGAACUGCCUGAAGUGUAUGUGAAACUUUUGGUUUUGGAGAUUACUUUGAACAUUAGAUUCAAAGACGUUGCUCAAUUGGAUGUCGAUCAGCUACAGUUGUCCGUUAACAGGUACAUUGCAUAUAAGGGAAAAGUUGGUGAAAGCAUUGGUAAACAACUCAGGGAUUCUUACAUCACUUUCCUUCAAGACCAGAUUCUUUCGAAGCUGAACGAGGAUGACCCCAGAUUCAACAUCAUAAGCGCUAUCAUUAAAAAAUUAUAA
This is a messenger RNA of Lachancea nothofagi CBS 11611, 1350 nucleotides long. NCBI's taxonomy places the organism in Eukaryota, Fungi, Ascomycota, Saccharomycetes, Saccharomycetales, Saccharomycetaceae. The record is from the annotation of a GenBank genome assembly.